Tribolium castaneum (red flour beetle) is the source of this 929-nucleotide messenger RNA. RefSeq names its product serine protease P154. Bases 87 to 863 code for a protein of 258 amino acids. The record is from RefSeq and is a predicted model, not a curated record. The transcript has 3 exons. Gene Ontology annotation, biological process: proteolysis. Gene Ontology annotation, molecular function: serine-type endopeptidase activity. NCBI's taxonomy places the organism in Eukaryota, Metazoa, Arthropoda, Insecta, Coleoptera, Tenebrionidae.
GAAAUUUCGAAACAAAUCAUCUUUCAGUCUAGAACAAUCCUCUCGAUAACUCAUUCACCAAACAACGCACGAGACAACGCCCCAACAUGAAGAACUUUGCGUUCUUCCUUCUCCCUCUGCUCCUCCAGGUGUGCUCCACCACCCCCAACCCCCAAAUCAUCAACGGCAACGUCGCCACUCUCGGCCAAUUCCCGUGGCAAGCUGCACUUUUCUUCGAAAAUUUCGACUCAAAGUUCUGGUUUUGUUCCGGAACCAUCAUCUCCCCCAAAUGGAUUCUAACUGCAGCCCAUUGCAUUCAUGAUGCACGCACUGUCCUCAUCUACACCGGCCUUAUUGACAUCUCCGUUGAAGUGAAACCCAGUGACGAAUCACAAAAAUUCCACCUACAUGACGACUUCAAACCCGACUCACUUGCCAAUGACAUUGCCUUGAUCGAACUCACCAAGGAAUUAACACUUGAUGAUAACACCAAAGUGGUCGAAUUAAGCAACGAAGAAAUCACCCCUGGUACAGAAGUCACGAUCAGUGGUUGGGGGAAAACCCGAGCCAACGACACCUCAAUAAACCCACUCUUGAAUUAUGUUACUUUGACUACGAUUACGAACGAAGAGUGUCAAACGGCUUAUGGUAUGACAGGAGUUAUUUUUGACGAAAUGAUGUGUGCAAAGAGUGGCAAAAAUCCGGUGCAAUCGCCUUGUCACGGCGAUAGUGGUGGUCCAGUUGUUGUCGACUUUGACAAAAAACCGAAACACGUUGCUGUUGCAAGUUUUGUAAGUAGUGAAGGAUGCGAAAGCGGGUUUCCUUCCGGGUAUACCAGAACAUCCGCCUACUUCGAUUGGAUCAAAGAAAAAACCGGAAUUUAAAUAUUUUUUACAAUAAGCGACAUUUUUGUCAAAAUUAAGUUUUUUAAUAAAAAUUAUAGAAAUUUC